This is a messenger RNA of Poecilia latipinna (sailfin molly), 1470 nucleotides long. RefSeq lists its product as uncharacterized. The transcript is spliced from 6 exons. Gene Ontology annotation, biological process: DNA repair. The record is from RefSeq and is a predicted model, not a curated record. Bases 108 to 800 code for a protein of 230 amino acids. NCBI's taxonomy places the organism in Eukaryota, Metazoa, Chordata, Actinopteri, Cyprinodontiformes, Poeciliidae. Gene Ontology annotation, molecular function: catalytic activity; DNA binding.
ACUCGCCGCUCCGCUGCAGGUUCAUGUCUCUGAUAAAUCUGUUUAUCCAAAACAGCCCGCUUCCUUCCUGCUCCUCGCUCUGCUGUUGAAGCCGUGACCUCUCCAAUAUGGCCGCCCUGUUCGGCUGCGGGGAAGCGGAAGUAUGGAGGAGAGUUUACGAGAAGUACUGGGAUGUGGUGGAGGCCACGGCCAAAGCCAAGAAGCCGAAGCUACUGCAGCUUGACAAAUGGUACCAGGAGGAUUUGCCGGUGCUGAUUUCGAGUCGACCCGACAAACACAUCACUCUGUCCGAGCUGAAGAAGCUAAUGGAGUGGAAGCUAACGAGGGGGAAGUUCAGGCCGAGGCUGCAGCAGCUGGCGGCCUCCAACGCCGAGGACGCCGUCCAGAAACGCUCCAGAACGGCGUUGGGCCUCCUGCCCGACGUUCCGGCGGCCGUCGCUGAGCUCAGCGGCCUGAAGGGCGUCGGCCCCGCCACCGCCUCAGCCGUGUUGGCAGCAGCGGCUCCGGCUCUGACUGCGUUCAUGUCUGAUGAAGCGGCGGAGAGCGUCCCCGGGCUGCAGCCCGUCCAGUACACCGCCAAGCACUACGCGCUCUACCUGGACAGAAUGGCCGCCCAGGCUGCCAAACUAAACGCAGUGGAUCCGCAGCAGGACUGGACGCCCCACAGGCUGGAAAUGUGUUUGUGGGCGAUGGCGACGGCGACCAAGCUGCAGCUUCCUGUUCUGGAGGACCUGAAGGGCGGCGACUCGCAGAGCUCAGACUGCGACCAGAGGCCCGCCAAGAAACUUAAAACUGCUUAAAACACGGCGACGCUGAAGUUAGUCAGUAAAUUAGUUAUUUAGCCUGAUACAAGAGGAAGAAAAGGGGGAUUCAUUUUCCAAAAUCCACAUUUUCACAAUAUUAUUCACUUAUAAAAGUCAGUUUCUAACUGAAAUUAAUGACAGGAAGUGUAUGUUUAAGAUUCACUUGGUAAAAAUGAGAAAAUUAAAGAUCAGCAGCACCAUGUGGCCACAGUAUUAUUCUUUAUUUAUAUUGUUUCUAAAUUAAAGCAAAGUACAAUGAACAGUACAAAGUAAAACAAAAUAUAUUCAUAUAUAUACAAUAUAAAAUGGUUCCAUUCUGAACAUUUAAAAAGUACAAUAGUUUGUGAAGUAAUUCAUGAGGAUUUGGAUAUAAAUUAUCCACUAGUAAAUUUAGUUUUCCUUUAGUUUUGACCCAGAGAAAAAUAGCUUCUUCUUCUUCUUCUUCCUUUUUUUGUAAACGCUGUUUGGGCACGACCUCUUCUCUGGUGGGAGAGAUUGAGCCUCGUAAGCUUGGCACCAUUUUAUCGAUACAAGAAAGCAGCUCAUGAAAAACUACCACAGCAGCGCAGGCAUGACGUUGUCUGGCUAAUCUCAGAAAAGUUUUUAUUUUUUUAUUUUGCAUGGCCAACAGUUGCUCAGUUGCUGUGAACAUGUGAAUAAUCUGCAG